AUGGCCGAAAAUCCAGUAUUGCACAUUGGUAUGGCAGAGCAGACUAGUCACGAUGUGGUAAACCAAACCCGGUCGGGCGGCGAGCCUUCGUCUUCCGACGUUCCUGCGAGCAAAAACGACAAGUACUCUGCUGAAGAGGGCGAGGGGAGGAUUACCAAAAUCGAAUUCAACUUUCAAGGCAAACCAGACAAUACGGAACAAACCCAGCGUGACAUAAAAACCAUGGAUACAAGCGAGGCCGAGAAUUCUUCUGGUGAAGGAAGCAAGGAUACUGGUAGAAAUGGGUCAGCGACUGUGGCGACGCGAGCUUUGGAGUUAAACGGGGUAGCGUCCUUGUCGGAUGGUGGUGAAGAUGGUGGUUCCCUUGGUGGAUCGGACACAGAUACUAGUCGCAAUGAUGGCCGGCAACAUCUUCGGACCGGUUCGAUCAAGAAGCCGAUUGCUUUCAAGCCCGUGUCGUUUGCGAAAUUCGCUGUGCCCAAGGCGCCCGGAACCUCGACAACUCCGAAGCUUGGCGAGAAGCCGACACUAUCGGUAACCCCGUCAAGCGCUUCACCACAACCUUCUACACGACCGCGUUUGGUUGCGAAGUCAACGAGUGGAUUGGGAUCGUCCUCGAAACAUGCAGCCGCAGGCUCAAAAGGUCCCUCAGGCGGUCCGGAUGCGAGUCAGGUUUGGAACAAAAACAGGCCCACUCAACCACCGCCUACGAAGCAUCUCACGGACGAAGAACUGAAGCAGCAGUAUGGCAUUCAUAUGACAUCUCGAAUUCAAGAAGAUGGAAAUGGAACGGAAUCCAAGUGGGCAGAUAUUGACGACGACGAGGAUGACUGGGCACCUGAAACUAUCGAAUGGAACGAUGGAACGAAGAUUAAACUUACACAUAACGAAAAUGCUCAGCCUCCACCAGAGGAACUUCGCGAUCGCAACGAGGCAAAAGAGGCUGCAAUACCGACACAACCUCCGGCUCGGGACAAUACGAAGAUUUUACUCUCCAAAUCGUCCACCUCGGUUGGACCGAACGCAACGGUUCUUCGUCUGGGAGCGAAUGUGGAAAGACAACAACAACAGGCCAAGGCCGCUAUUGCCUCACGGUCAGGAUCCGACAAGCCUAUCUUGACCACAAAAUCCCCUGCGCCGGUACCAAUGAAGUCCCCUUGGGCUGCUCUACCCCCCGUUGAAAGGAUCUCUCCAGUGAAUCCCCCAGUCCAACCCGUGCAAAGCCACCACAUCACUCGUUUCCAAGCUAGGGAACAAACAGCUCCUGACAAAAAUCCGUCCACAGUGCCUGCACGUGAGAUAGCGGCCGACGACUUCAAUCGCUCUUGGAGAGAGGGGCAAUCAAAUGUUCCCCGAGAACUUUUUAACUCCCAGUCUGGUCGAUACGAGCCAGUGCCAGAUACGCGUAAAGGCAACAUCCGUGAUGGUCAUAUGCGCCCCGCAACGGUAUUACAGAGGCCUGGUCACAACGAGGCUGGUGGUCCAGCAGAGCCAUCCGCUGCAUUCCAGACAUACAGGUCGAGCCACCAAGAGCCUGGUCAUUGGGGUCGUCGACGUACUUCGUCGAAUGUCAGCGGUGGUAGUGGGAGUUAUGGACGCCGUAUGUCAAUUGGGCGGCCAGACAAUCAAGGCAAAUUUAACGAAGGAAGACGCGGUUCUCAAGUCAACGGUGUGUUCGAGCACUCGAUUUCACCGAGCGAAACAGUCAAUUCGAAAGAUUUCAUGCCAUCUGAACCACCCGCAAACCUACCACCUCCCAACCAGUCAUGGCAACCCAAAACGAAUAGUAACAUAGCUUAUGCACCUCCCAAUGGCCAGCCUGCGACUUCAGAAGAAAUCAAGCAGGAUACUGACCAGGUCUCUGCCGAAGACGUUAUCCUUAUGCAACAACGUAUUAUGAAAGAAAAGCGCCUGGAAGCUCGUCAGCGAAGACUAGAGCAGGAACAAAAAGAAGAAGCUGAACGCCGAGAGCGUAUUCGCCUGAAGCUUGAAGCCUUAGGACCCGCCCCAGAUAAAGAAAAGGAGACUGCGAAAGCCGAAGAGCAGCCCGAAAUAACGGCAGCAGCAAGCAAGCCAUCUCCCAAGGAUCAACCUGCAACGGUCGGAGCACAACACAUCAUACAAUCUCCACCGAAGCCUCCAGUUCCCGAACCCAGUGGAGAGCCAAAACAAUAUGGAAUGAUGAGGGUUCAUCACCCUGAGUCCGUAAAGAAAAUAGUUGCCGCCAAUGAACGAGCCACGGAGAAGCCGCUAGCAGUCAGUCGACGCAGCAUUUCCCCGACACGCGACGUCAAGCAUGAUACAGUCAAGACCAACGGAGUUUUGCAGGACGAAGCAUCAUUGCCAAAAGAUCAAAAUGUCGAUCUACCCGGAUUGGAUGACAAAGAUUCGCAAUGGAGAGCCAGUCAGAAUUCUUCGUACUCUCCAUGGGGAACCGGACCCAAGCUGAGUACUCAUUCUUCCCCAAGUUCGAAUAUGUGGAAGCCUCUCAGCAGCGAUAAAACCCUCGGCAACGGUACUUUUGACCGUAAUUUGACCGCUUUCUCACACGAUCUCUCUCUCCGUGGACCUGUUGGGUUGACUGAACCUUCGCCUAUUGGCUCGUUGCCGAAUAUUGAUAAGACCACUGGUCCGCAACCAUUUGUUGGUGCGAGACUUGGAGCAGAACAGAAGCAGUCGUUGACUUCCGUCCCUCCGUCCGACAGUGCUCAUGCGCCAUAUGAGCCUUUCCAGUCUAUCGUGAGACCACGACCCAUUGGCCCUCCCAACUCCCAGCAUAGCCCCUGGCAAGCUGAUACUCGUCGGAAUGUUCAGACAGCGACAUCAGCUUGGGGUAACUUUCAUUCAGUCGCCGCGAAGCAAGAUGCCGAAGCAAAUGCUAAAUUUCAACGAGAAAUUGAAGCUAUGCGCGAUGAGCCUCCUGCCUCUCUCAACGUCACUUUCUCUGAGACUUGGCGUCAGGUGCGGUCUGGAGAUCAAGUAAAUCAACGAGAAGUGAUUGACGUGGUGAAAUCGAAUAAUGCCACGGCACCGCUACCGCCUCUACAUGGAUUUGACGCAUCUAUCGACAGUCUACCGUUCCCAGAAGCUCAAUCUAGGCCAUUUGGCAAUGUUCCCAAUCGCGGCUCUCGCUUUUUCCCUACUACUACGGAUACGUAUCGAGGUUCCAUGGCUGUAGAUGAUGGACGUCCUCGAAGUCCGUCACCACCACCCCCGGAGGCAUAUUCGACCCACCCUGCAUACAGCGGUGAUGCUCAUCGACCUCUGGUCAAUUUACCGAUCCCCAAACCAAUAGUUCGCUUACCACCCAAGAUUAGUCAGCCACCUUCGAAACCACCAACAUUCGCUUCAAUGGCGGCGACACCGUUGCGACCACUACAGCCCUCUAUGAGCGCAACUUCUUGGCAAGAUCGUAUAAAUGGGCUCUUUGGCAAGACGACUCCAGAGAAGAAGCAUAUUCUGGCUGUUGCGUCUGCAACCAAGGAACCGUUGGAUGUCCAGUCGCAUUUGCACCCAGCAGCCGUCUCAUUUCCUCCAAUUAGAGGAGUUGAUGUCCGAGAUGCCGAGUCGGUAACUUCUAAGGAAGUUGAGGAAGAAGAAGCGAUUUUUGAAGACAGGGAAGCAGGCUCUCUGCCUGUUGUUCGUGUACCUCUCAUGGCACCGCCUAAUGCGUGGCAUGCAGCGCUUCCUCCGCCAGCUCGUCUUCGGCCCAAAGUUCUCAGACCCAUGCAGGUCCACAGCGUUGAGCCAUAUACUCCGGAACUUCCUAAGAAGGAUGUGUCUGGUAACUGGAACAUCGUCGUCCAUAUUCCUGGAUGCGACAACGUGGCUUCAGUGGCCUUGUCGAAAAAGCUUUCUUUGGCUACUUCACGACUGAAAGGAAAUACCACGUUCCGUGCUCGCAAAAACACCAAACCCAGAGAGCCGGGAAUAAAAUACAGUGGCUCAAGUAACAAUAAACGACAGGGCUCGUCUUCUCACGCGAUCAAAAGCGGCGAAAACUAA
Molecule: messenger RNA, 4005 nt
Organism: Talaromyces amestolkiae
Lineage: Eukaryota; Fungi; Ascomycota; Eurotiomycetes; Eurotiales; Trichocomaceae
Exons: 4
Coding region: 1-4005 (1334 amino acids)
Source: RefSeq, a predicted model, not a curated record